UUGAUUGGCAAUAAAUUGAAGAGAGCUUUCAUCUAGACUGCUUUUAAUAUUUUUAUUUGUCGUAUUUUACAGGUAUGAACAUUCAGAAGAGAAAGAAUGGGAAGUAUCAAUGUGACAGUUGCAAGAAAGAAUUCGUUUCGAAAAAGGGGUUAAAAUAUCAUCGAAGGAUUCAUACUGGCCAAGGGCUCUUCACUUGCCAAUACUGUAGUCUUCAGUUUACACAAUCGUGUAAUCUACUUGACCACGUCAAGACUCACACCGGAGAGAAACCGUUUGCCUGUGAUCACUGCAAACAACGUUUUACACAAAAAGGAAAUCUGACUCGACAUCUCCGAACUCACACCGGGGAGAAGCCUUUCUCUUGCGACCAUUGCAAGCGUAGUUUCACGCAAAAACAUCAUCUGAUACGUCAUUUUCGUCUUCACACCGGAGAGAAACCAUUCUCGUGUUAUCAUUGCUCACAAAAAUUUCGUUUUAAACCUUCUUUAAAGUAUCAUAUUAUUAAACAUCAUAAUAGUAAUGAAAUGGAAAAUACGUUUCAAGACGUCAGACAAUUCGCUGAAAAGAAAGCUGAAGGUUUAAACAAUCAGAAGUCAAGAAAUGGGAAGUAUCGAUAUGGCAGUUGCGAGAAAGAAUUCGUUUCGAAAAAUGGGUUAAAAUAUCAUCGAAGGAUUCACACUGGAGACAAACCGUUUGCCUGUGAUCAUUGCAAGCAAUGUUUUACACUGAAAAGAAAUCUGAUUCGACAUUUCCGAACUCACACGGGAGAGAAGCCUUUUUCUUGCGACCUUUGCAUGCGAAUUUUUACGCAAAAACCUAAUCUGAUACGACAUCUUCGUAUUCACACCGGAGAAAAACUAUUUUCGUGUAAUCAUUGCUCACAAAAAUUUCGUUUUAAACGUUAUUUAAAGUAUCAUAUUACUAAACAUCAUAAUAAUUUUACAGGUUUAAACAAUCAGAAAUCAAGAAAUGGGAAGUAUCGAUGUGGCAGUUGCGAGAAAGAAUUCGUUUCGAAAAAUGGGUUAAAAUGUCAUCGAAGGAUUCACACUGGAGAGAAACUUUUUGCCUGUGAUCAUUGCAAACAACGUUUUACACAAAAAGGAACUCUCAUUCGACAUCUUCGAACCCACACAGGGGAGAAGCCAUUCUCUUGCGACCAUUGCAACCGAAGUUUUACGCAAAAAUAUCAUCUGAUAGAACAUCUUCGUCUUCACACCGGAGAGAAACCAUUCUCGUGUAAUCAUUGCUCACAAAAAUUUCGUGUUAAACGUUCUUUAAAGUAUCAUAUUAUUAAACAUCAUAAUAAUUCAUUAAGCAAACAAGAGCAUUCUCCUGUACUAAAUGAAGAAUUCUUCUCGGGAAAACAGAAGAGCAGUCGAAGGAGGUGUUCGACUUCUGUUGUUAACAUUAAAGCCACUGUUGUUAACAUUAAAGCCACCAAGAAAUCAUACAAGAAUAUAUCAACAAAGAAAUUGUCUUUCGUGCAAUUUACAGGUUUAAACAUUCAGAAAAGAAAGAAUGGGAAGUAUCAAUGUGACAGUUGCAAGAAAGAAUUUGUUUCCAAGUAUAAUUUAAAAUAUCAUCAGAGGAUUCACACUGGAGAAGGACUCUUGUCUUGCCAAUACUGUAAUCGUCAAUUUAUCCAUUCCUACAAUCUACGGGACCACGUUAAGACUCACACCGGAGAGAAACCCUUUGCCUGUGAUCAUUGCAAACAAUGUUUUACACAUUUCCGAACUCACACGGGGGAGAAGCCAUUCUCUUGCGACCAUUGCAAACGAAGUUUUACACUAAAACAUCAUCUGAUAGGACAUCUUCGUCUUCACUCCGGAGAAAAGCCGUUUUCGUGUAAUUAUUGCUCAGAAAAAUUUCGUUUUAAAUCUUCUUUAAAGUAUCAUAUUAUUAAACAUCAUAAUAGUAAUGAACAAUGACUUUUAUGGAAAUGAUUUUAGUACAUUUAUUCAAAAAAUAUGCAAUGCUCGUAUUUUAAAUUGUA
This is a messenger RNA of Centruroides sculpturatus (bark scorpion), 1996 nucleotides long. RefSeq names its product gastrula zinc finger protein XlCGF57.1-like. Bases 75 to 1931 code for a protein of 618 amino acids. NCBI's taxonomy places the organism in Eukaryota, Metazoa, Arthropoda, Arachnida, Scorpiones, Buthidae. The record is from RefSeq and is a predicted model, not a curated record. The transcript has 6 exons.